AUUCGCAUAUAAUACAAAAGAGAAUCAUUAGCGAUAAUAGUAUUAGUGUAUGAAACUGCUCUUAUUUUCACUACUAAAUUAUCUCUGCUACUAAAUGUCUCCGAAAUGCAAGUAGAGGAUUUUCAUACAUUAAACUUAUCAAAAACAAUAAAGAAUGUGAGAGGCAAGAUACAAUUAGUGAACAACACGGGAAAAGUAAAGUGUCUUUUUAUUGUAAAUUACGCCCAAUAAUGAAUAAUUUGGAUACCUGUGGUCAAGCCUUCCACAAAUUGGAAAAAGAAACAUCCAAUUUGUCAUUAUUGAAAGAUCGUGUGGAAAAAUAUCACGAUUUGUCAACACAAAUGUCAAGUAUAUUGAAGAUAUUCGAACAGCGCCUUGGAAAAUUGGAGCAAACUAUAUUACCGGUGUACAAGGAGACAGAGCAGCUACAAAAGCGUCAACAGAAUUUGGACGCGACUUUAGGUUGCCUUGAAAAUGUGCUCGCACACUAUGAUGUUUCUCAAGAGGUAUGCAACCUUAUACAUCAAGGACCAACAGAAGGACACGUGAAUACCUUUCUUGAAGCAUUGGGGAAGUUACGAGCUGCCAUGGAAUAUUUUUUGCACCAUAACUCUCAAAGUGUAGAGUUAGAAAAUGUCACCAGCCUUUUUAAUACGGGCUGUGAAGGUCUAAAUCAACAUUUCCGAUUAUUACUAAAGAAACAUAGUUUGCCGUUAAAGCCAGUCGAUCUACUAGAUCUUAUUUACAUAGAGGACGACUCUAGUGAUGAGUAUACAUCAUUUCGACAGUUGUCGCAAAACACUAGAGAAGAACUUGGUACUAUUGCACAUUGGUUGGAGCAAAAUUUACGUCGUGAAUACACAAUAAUUUAUGCGACAGAAAGGGGUGAAGUUGUUUUACGUUCACUCCAAAACUUGAAAGAUCAUCAAAAAAGUAGCAGUUGGGGACAUGAAGCAUUGCCUCGACAUAGUGGGCGACCUGAUGUGAAAAAGAAUACAUCGGCACGUUUACAACAAAUUUUCGAGCGGAAAGCUAAUAAGUUGUAUCUGCGUGCAACUCAAACGCUUGAGCAGUCAACAGGAAUAUCAAUAAAAAAGGCAUCAUCGCACUCUGAACACUUGUCCGCCGAAGAGUUCAUUGAUGGGGAUCAAGAACUAGACAAGUAUCUCGUCAUGUUAUUGGGACUGCAGCGCCUUCUGAAUUGGGAACGCGCAUUAAUGACUGAAAUUGUGCCUACCUCCAAACAUGGUGACGUUUUCUCGAAACUGGCUUACAAUUCGAUAGAACUCGUGGUUAAAGAUGCAGAAGCAAUCACAAAUCGCAUUAUGCGUUGUAUUUCACGAAAAGAGUGGACAUCUGCAUUAGGAAUAUUUUCCGCACUUAAAAGAGUGAUUUUACUCCAACCAGAUAUUGAACGCACCUAUGAUCCACAACAACGCGAACAACUAAUGAAGGUUUUGAAUAAACUUCAAGUUACGGGUGCAAAAGCUUUAGAACAUUUCCUUGAGGUUGUUAAGGGUGAAUCCAGCACGAAUAUAGUUGGUAUGAGUUCAAGCACACUUGGCUAUGGUUACGUCAAUGUCCCUAAAGAUGCAACAGUGCAUGAGCUCACAUCGAAUACAAUUUGGUUUAUAGAGCACCUUUACGAGCAUUAUGAUGUUAUAGGCUCCAUUUUACAACAAGAUGUUCUAUACAGCACUCAAUUGGACACGAUUCUUAUGAAAAAAGCUCUGCCAGGUGAAGAGCGUAAUAAAGCAUUGCUAGCCGUUUAUAUUAAAAAAGCCUUGGCGGAAUUGAACCUUUCCAUAAUGAAUAAAUGCGAACAGUACAAUGACCAAGCCACAAAACAUCUCUUUCGUCUUAAUAAUAUUCAUUACAUACUAAAAUCUCUACAGCAAUCAAACUUAAUUGAUAUUGUUACAUUAGCGGAACCCGAAUGUGAGCAAUGCUAUUUAGACAUGAUCCGGGAACUGAAAUUUUCUUACCAAAAGACUUGGUCGAAAAUGCUAAUAAGUAUAGGUGUAGAGGAAUUACCUCGUCCUUCUCAUGGUAAGGUGAAGGAUAAAGACCGCAGCAUAUUAAAGGAGCGAUUUUCGACGUUCAACAAAGAUUUUGAGGAAGCAUGCAAAGUGCAACGCGGUAUUUCAAUUCCAGAUGUGAUUUUAAGAGAGGGCAUAAAGCGCGACAAUGUGGAACAUAUACUUCCAAAAUAUAACAAGUUUUAUGAAAUGUAUGCAUCCGUGCAGUUCAGCAAAAAUCCUGAUAAGUACGUAAAGUACCGUCCUCAUGAGAUUAAUCAGAUGCUAAGCAAACUCUUUGAUGAUUCUGCUUAAAAUAGUUUGAUAUAAAUAUUCCAAUAAUUAAUAUUAAUAAUUAAUUUUUUCUUUCUAAUUUUUUAUUUAAAAAUAUGCAUAUAAAAGUCUAAUAUAAAUAUAAACACAAUUUCUAUUAUAUUUUCAACUAAAUUUAAGAGCUAAAAAAAUCAAAAAUAUUACUCAUAACUGUUUGUGUAACGGAAAUAAAUAAAAUUAAAUACAUACAUAUAAAUGCAAAAACAAAAUUAAAUAGUAAACAACUCAUAUUUUAUUCCGAAGCAAGCCUCCGUGAACGCUUUUUACUCGUUAGUACAGAUAAUUCGAUGAAGGCGCCUCAGGCCGCCCGCAAGCUCCAUAGUGACCUAUUUUUACGGUGUUAUUCGUUCUACAAUUUUCGAUUUCCAGGAAGCAUUCAUUCAAAUAUGUCA
Zeugodacus cucurbitae (melon fly) is the source of this 2743-nucleotide messenger RNA. RefSeq names its product exocyst complex component 7 (gene Exo70). Gene Ontology annotation, molecular function: phosphatidylinositol-4,5-bisphosphate binding. Gene Ontology annotation, cellular component: exocyst. The transcript has 8 exons. Bases 231 to 2333 code for a protein of 700 amino acids. The record is from RefSeq and is a predicted model, not a curated record. Lineage: Eukaryota; Metazoa; Arthropoda; Insecta; Diptera; Tephritidae. Gene Ontology annotation, biological process: exocytosis.